CUCGCGGCUCCAGCGCGCCCCCUGUCGGUCGGCCGGGGCAGUGCACCUCCGCGAGCUCCGGACGCGCCCUCGCCAGCGCCCCACGCGCUUCCGCCUUCCGGCCCCGCGGACUCUGCCCCGCGCUCCCAGCCGGUCAUGGCUCCGCUGCGCUUCUCGGCCAAUGUGUCCUGGCUCUUCCCCGAGCUCCCCGGCCUCCCCGCACGUUUGCGGGCAGCGGGCAGCUCGGGCUUUGAGGCCGCCGAGGUCGCCUGGCCGUACACGGAGCCGCCGGAGGCGCUGGCGCGCGCGGCGCAAGAAGCGGGGCUGCAGCUGGUGCUGAUCAACACGCCUCCGGGGGACCGAGAGAAGGGGGAAAUGGGGCUGGGGGCCGUUCCCGGGAGGCAGGCGGCCUUCCGCGAGGGGCUGGAGCAGGCGGUGCUGUACGCUAAGGCUCUGGGCUGUCCCAGGAUUCACCUGAUGGCCGGCCGAGUACCCCGGGGUGCUGACCGAGCAGCAGUCAGGGGUGAAAUGGAGACAGUUUUUCUGGAGAACCUGAGGCACGCAGCCGGGGUUUUGGCUCGGGAGAAACUCGUGGGACUGCUGGAGCCCAUCAACACCCGCAUCACCGACCCCCAGUACUUCCUGGAUUCGCCCCAGCAGGGUAGGACCCCCGCCCUGUGCUGCCUCCUCAGUCGUCUGACUGUAGUAAUCUCUGCCCAGGACAUAUUCCACUGGCAGAUCAUGGAUGGGAAUCUGACAGGAAACAUCCGCGAGUUCCUGCCCAUCGUUGGGCAUGUGCAGGUGGCACAGGUCCCGGGCCGGGGGGACCCUGGCAGCCCUGGAGAGCUGAACUUCUCCUAUCUAUUCCAACUGCUGGAAGACGAAGGCUACAACGGCUUUGUAGGCUGCGAGUACCAGCCUCAAGGAGACACAGUGGAGGGCUUGAGUUGGCUACGUUCCUACUGGGAUAGGCGGGGCCGCUCACAGGCUGGCCAGUGAGGUCCUGCAGUCCACCCACUUGCCUCUCUGGGACAGUGAAUUGAGCAUCCUGAGUAUCCUCUGGAAUUAAAGACAACUUGCUGAA
Molecule: messenger RNA, 1063 nt
Organism: Myotis lucifugus (little brown bat)
Lineage: Eukaryota; Metazoa; Chordata; Mammalia; Chiroptera; Vespertilionidae
Gene: HYI
Product: hydroxypyruvate isomerase (putative)
Exons: 7
Coding region: 136-978 (280 amino acids)
Biological process (GO): glyoxylate metabolic process
Molecular function (GO): hydroxypyruvate isomerase activity
Source: RefSeq, a predicted model, not a curated record